This is a messenger RNA of Medicago truncatula (barrel medic), 2235 nucleotides long. Its product is annotated as WPP domain-interacting tail-anchored protein 1. The coding region runs from base 951 to 2174 and encodes 407 amino acids. NCBI's taxonomy places the organism in Eukaryota, Viridiplantae, Streptophyta, Magnoliopsida, Fabales, Fabaceae. The transcript is spliced from 3 exons. The record is from RefSeq and is a predicted model, not a curated record.
GGGGUGAAUUUUUAAAUUACUUGACAAAAAAAAUCAAUUGAAAAUUAUUCUUAAAAAAGAAAUUUUGUUAGGACCGGUUAACUUGUAGCACCAAAUUAGGGAUUGGAUCAACAUCACCAUUUGAUUUCUCGUUCUUCCCUAAAAGCAAAUUUGUCAUUUUUUUUGUUGAGAAAUUCUGAUUUUGCUUUCACAUAUUCAAUUGUAUAAAACUUAUCAAGCUUUGCUUCAAUUUUGUAAUUAUUCCUUUUAUUUCUUCAAUCCUUUUCAUCACAUUGUAAAAAAAAAUUGAUUUUUCUAUCAAUUGAAUUCCUUCAUAGGUUUCUGGAACAAUUGGGGUAUUAGAAUGAACACUGAAAUAGCUGAUCUUGAAACCCUUGUUUCAUUAUCUGAUGAGGAUAAUGUAAUGGGAGAUCUAGGUGUUGUUAGUAGCACAAUGGUUACAAGGUUGGAUUUGAGUUUAGCAUGUUUCUCUGAGAAAGUUUCAAACUUGGGAAAUUUUGUGAUGCAUUUGGCAACAAUGGAGAGUGAAUUUGAGACAUCAGAGAAGGAUCACAUGAUGGGGAUUGGUUCAGUUCUAAAGGUUCUUGAAUUUGAUCUGUUAUGUGGGGCGUUGGAUUCAUUGGUUAGAGAAUUGGAUGAAUUUUUGGACAGUUUACAUUAUGGGAUUGUUGAAGUUAGAGAGAGAGUGUGUUCUUGCACUCAUUUGGUACAGAGUUUCAUUACCUUGCAAGACAAGUUACUUGAUUAUGAAGAAUGUCUGAGGCAGUCUGUAGAGAUGUUUAUUGAAAUUAAAAUACAUUCAGCUAGUUUUCAGAGGACUUUGUGUUCUUUAAAAAAGAUCAAAAUUGGUACACAGUGGAUCUCAUUUUCAAUUUCAUGAAAUUGUUAAAAAUGGUAAUAGUGAAAUCGUUAAAGAGGGUAGUAAACCUGUGAAAGUUAAUGCUGCAGAGAUGAAGCUGCAGACAAUUGAGCAACAACGAAAUAUUUUGACAAUGCUAGAGAAAUCUUUGGCAAAAGAAAGGGAUCUUGAGAAGAAUUUAUAUCAUUCUAGAGAAAUUCAGGAAAAGCUGAAACAAAGUAUGUCCUCCUUAGAGCACGAGCUAGUUCAAGCGGAGGAAGAAACUAUUGAUGUUUGGGAAAGAUUGUUUGAGGCUGACAAUGCACAUGAGAUUCUGAUGGGAAUUUCAAAAAGUCUGUUGAGUAGACUCCAGAUUUCUCAUUUCAAUUUGAAUGGUUUAAGUCGGCGUGAAUCCGAGCUUCAAGCUAAGCUCGAAACUUUUGUAGAACAAUUAAAUACCAGGGAUAUUAUUUUGAACAAGAUUGAAAGCAGCACCGGUGAAUUAAAUGUCUCUCUUAUAGGUCAGACAAAUGGUUCAGAAGCUAGUUCAAAAGACGCUGAAGAUACACAAAUCCCUUCUGAUCCUGAGGUCUUCGCUCUAAGAGGUAAGGUGUCUUUACUUGAGAAGCAGCUAAAAGAUUCUGAAAUUCAUCUACGGAAUGUGAAGUCCUCUUCGAAUGAAUAUCAAAAUAUGUAUGAUGCCUCAUGUGCUGAAGUAAGUAAUACGAAAACUCAUAUUGCUGAACUAAAAGAAACUGUACUUGAUGCCGAGAGUAGGGCUGAUAUUGCAGAAGCUAAAUGUAAGUUAUUGACAGAGACUAAUUCAAAACUCAAUGAAGAGUUGAAUCUUUUGAAAGGUGAUGGAGGCAUUAUGAAAUUGCAUUUGCUUGAGAGGCAGCUAAAAGAAAUUUAUCUACAAUUGCAGAAUUCAGAAUCAUCUGUUGAGGCUAAUAAGGAGAAACAAAGUAUGUUAUAUUCCACAAUAAGAGAUAUGGAAAAUGUGAUAAAUGAUCAUAAGUCAAAGGUUUCUAAAGCUGAAAGUCGGGCUGAAAGUGCAGAGGAAAAUUGUAUCAUAUUGUCUGAAUGCAAUGAUGAAUUGAAUGAGGAAUUAAAGUUCUUGAGGAUUGGAUUCAAAAAUAUGGAGGAAUCCUUGGUCCGAGAGAAGGAAGAAAAAAUGACGACUGCAAAGGACAUAGGAAUGCGGGCAAAACUUUUUAAAGAGUUAGUAAAACAACUGGUUAUUGAGAGAGAGCGUCUUAAAGAUCAGUUGUCUUCCCUGGCAAGUGAGAACAAAAUUUUGGCAGUGAAGCUAAAACAAAUAUAUAAGGAGGCUUAAGAAGCCUGUGAAACUUCUGCAAGGUCUUUGAGGUUGGUACUUUGUAAAUGAAUGAUUGACA